Polistes dominula (European paper wasp) is the source of this 4398-nucleotide messenger RNA. RefSeq names its product rho GTPase-activating protein 4. The record is from RefSeq and is a predicted model, not a curated record. Gene Ontology annotation, molecular function: protein binding. Lineage: Eukaryota; Metazoa; Arthropoda; Insecta; Hymenoptera; Vespidae. Gene Ontology annotation, biological process: signal transduction.
GACACUGCACGACACGACACGACACAACACGACACGGAAUCGUUGAAGUAAGAGUUGGCACCGAGAGAGAGUUUAGUUUCUCAGCAUCGUCGAAACGAUUAAGCCUUGAUCGAGAAACUCCGAGGACGAGUCGACGCGACGCGAACCACCGCGACGUCGACUACGAUCACCAGCAGAACUACCACAAUCAAAACAACCACCACAAUCAAAACAACCACAAUUAUUAUAAUCAUCACCACCAUAAUAUUAAUAGUAAUAAUCAUCAAAACAAUCAUCAUCAUCAUCAUCAUCAUCAUCUAUACGAAGAAGACAAUAUCAGCAUUAAUUAUUACGGACAGAGGAGAAAAUUAGACAUUAAAAGCAACGUAAAAAGGAUUUUUCCUGCUGCCACUGUUGUUGCUGCUAUUUCCGUUGCCGUAGCGCAUACCGUUCGUUUUGAUUUUGGUGUUGGUGUUUUGGUGGUGUUACUGAUACUGUUAAUAUUACUGUUAAUAUUGUAUUCGCCGUCUUCUUCGUCAUUUUCGUCGUUGUCUUCGUUAGAAGAAGUGGUGUCUGUUGGUCUCGCAUAAAUUAUUAAUAUGGACGAGGAAGAAAUCGACGGUGUCAAGUCGCCCAUUAAAAGACUCGGAUCUACAAGGAAAUUACUCGUAUUUAACAAUAUACGAUUGCAAUUAAACGAACAAUUGAGAUGUCUCGACGUAAGGAUGGAGGCACAAGUUGCCCUUGUUGCCGAAUUGCAAGAUUUCUUUCGCAGAAGGGCAGAAUUAGAAUUAGAUUACAGCAAAUCACUUGACAAAAUGGCUAGGAGUAUACAAUUGAGGCAUAAGGAGCAAAAACAAAAACGUGAACAGUGGCCCCUUUUCUCCAGCUACGCUUGCUGGCAACAGCUUGUAAAUGAGACCAAAUCUUUAAGUAGAGAUCAUGCUGCCCUUUCCGAAGUAUAUAGCACACAUCUUGUCGGUAGGCUCAAUCAAGUUAUGGAAGAUGUUCAAAGGAUAUACAAAAGAUGUCGUGAGAUUGGUUAUGAAACACACGAAGAAAUACUACGAGUUCUUCACGAAUUGCAUACAACGAUGAAAACUUAUCAAGCUUACCAAGCCGAGUCAAGACAAGCGGAAACAAAGUUACGCGUAGCCGAACAACAGCGUAGUAAGUUGGAAGUUGCCAAUGCCCCACCGGAAAAAUUAGCUAGGAGCAAAAAGUAUAAGCUCAUCGAGAAAGAGGUGAACAAGAGAAAGAUCAAGUAUCAAGAAGCCAAAUUGAAAGCUUUGAAGGCAAGAAACGAAUAUAUAUUAUGCUUGGAAGCUUCAAAUACAACGAUUACCAAAUAUUUCGUUGAUGAUCUGUCGGAUCUCAUAGAUUGUAUGGACUUUGGCUUCCACAAUUGCAUCGCUCGUGCAUUGUUAAUGCAUUGCAGUGCGGAAGAGGGUAGGCAACGUUCGUUACAAACCGGUGCAGAACAAUUGGCUGCAUGCGUGGGCGCAUUGGAUUCGAGAGCAGACAAGCAAAGGUUCUUGGAAUCUCACAAUACUGCUUUUAUGAUUCCUAAAAAGUUUGAAUUUCAAGGCCAACGUGGAGACGAGACUCCAGAACCAGAAUUACAAAAGGUGCUACACUUGGAAAUGGAACAGCGAUUAACUCAAUUGCAACAAAGGGUUACCUCUCUUAGAACAGAGUCUGAGGAAGUAUGGAAGACUUUAGAAACGGCUGAGGCGAGUCUCCUUGAAAUGUUAACCGCCAAAGAUUACGACUGUUCAAGAUAUUUCGGUGAAAAUGCAGUACCUACGUCUAGACCACCGGAAACUUUACAAAUUAAAUUGAGAGCAGAUAGACAAGAGACUGAAGAAUUUUAUCUUACCAAAUUCAGAGAGUACCUUCUCGGAACAUCGAGAAUAGCCAGAUUGGAUUCAAAACAGGAAUAUAUACGUCACAGUCUAUUGGACGGUUCUACGGCCAGUCCUAAUCCAUCCAUAUCUACUACCAAACAAAAACAAGCACGUAGAAAACGUAUUGGACGUUUACAGAUGAACGGCCAACCUAAAUUAUUCGGUGGUUCAUUGGAGGAAUAUUUGGAAAGCACGAAUCAAGAAAUACCAUUGAUCAUGAAGAGUUGUAUAAGGGUUAUCAACCUUUACGGUUUACAUCAUCAAGGAAUAUUUCGUGUAUCCGGUUCUCAGGUGGAAAUAAAUAACUUCAGGGAAUGGUUUGAAAGAGGGGAAGAUCCUUUGGCCGAUGUAACAGAUGCUUCAGAUAUUAAUAGCGUUGCUGGUGUAUUGAAACUUUAUUUAAGAGAAUUAAGAGAACCCUUGUUUCCUAUAAUAUAUUUCGAACAUCUCAUGGAAUUGGCACAAUUGGAAUCCAAACAAGAAUUUGUUAACAAGAUGAAGGAAUUAAUAGCCAGUUUACCAAGACCUGUGGUUAUAGUAAUGCGUUAUCUUUUUGCAUUCCUCAAUCAUCUUUCAGAAUUCUCGGAUGAAAAUAUGAUGGAUCCUUAUAACUUAGCUAUCUGUUUUGGUCCAACAUUGGUACCGGUCCCCGAGGACAAGGAUCAAGUUCAAUAUCAAAAUCAGGUUAACGAACUGAUCAAAAAUAUUAUUACAUUCUGCGAGGAAAUAUUUCCAGAAGACAUUGGUGGUACCCAAUACGAAAAAUAUAUCAGCAGAGAACCGGACGACGUAGAUGUUGGUGAUUCACCGACGGAUCAAGUUCAAGAAGAUAUGGAUUCCGAAGUAUAUCCAUCGGAAGAUGAAUCAGAAAAUUUGGAAGCUACUGCACAAUUUGACUUCAAUGCAAGAUCUGAGAGAGAACUCAGCUUUAAAAAGGGCGAUACUUUAACAUUAUUUACACAAGUCAGCAAUGACUGGUGGCGAGGUUCAUUAGCCGGCAGGGAAGGAUUAAUACCGGACAAAUAUAUCAUGUUGAAAAUAAAAGAUGAAGAACGAGAGAAAGAAUUAUUGAAAUCGUCCAGUGAAGAAUCAAUGAGACGAAGAGCUUCCAGUUCGGCAGACAGCGUUCUACCAAACAACAAUUCACCGUUGAUGAUGAGUUCAACUGGUACGUCGAACGCAUGGUCUUCGACUCCAGUAUCAGAUAUUUCUCUUACAACGAAUACGAUGUCAGGGGAAAAUAAUAGUACUAGCAGUGGUGGUAUCGUACCGGCAACUGUUGUUACACACGUGCCCUGCAUCUCUUCUGCUCAACCAAUCAUCAGUCGAGAGGAAUCCCUAACGUCAGGAAAGAUGACCAAGGUAUCGACUCCUGAAAAUGAGAACAUUUCAGAGAAUCUUCUUCUGGGAUCUAACUCGAUUGACUUGUCAACUAUUGGACAAGAACGAAUAGAAGAAACCGAAGAUGACGGAGGAACAAUUGGAGUACAAUGUAACGAAAGUGGAAUGAAAAGUCGAGGUGCUGGUAGAAAACAGCAUCAUUGGAAAUCGCAAAGCGUUGGAGAAACAACAGUGACGUCGGGGACAACUGGUUCAGAUAUUCAUAAUCAAUGUAAUUCACAAAAUUCGUCAAACAACAACAACGGUUGUACGUUUCCUGGUGGGGGUGGGGGUGUACAAUCAGGGGAUGACGAUAUGCAACAAGAACAAACAACAUUUUCGGCUAAUCGAGAACUCUGGCAAAGAAGAGCAACAUCGCAAACCCAAUUGAAUCCUCCAAUAUUACCAGGUAACAAUACGACAACGACAACCUCAUCCAAAUCUUAUCGAAGUUCUCAAGAAUUUCGAGAAAUGCGACAAAAACAGACGCCAGAUCUCGUUAUGGAUUUACCAUUGUCGGCUCAAGAUGCAAGUAAAAAGUCAGCGUCGUCUAAUAGUCUAAGUAGUUCCGACGAUGAGACUACCAUUGUUUUACCUAACAGAACAACAGAGGCAGCUACUUCGCCAACAGGUGGACCAGAAUCACCCGACAUGAGUACUGCCGCUGAACGUUUUGCUAAACAAAAUCAAUGUACCUUGAAAAAGAAUACUAAAACUAAUCCGGAAGGUUCCAAAUUGAAACGUCUUGAAACAACGGAUCAUCUGGACUCGGCUGAUAUAGAAGGAACUGAAGAAAUCGUAAGAUCAGCGAGUACCAAUCAGAUAUCUGAUUCUUUAACACUUCGUUCACCUUUACCACCUAGAUCAACGCCAAAAAUAGUCGCCAAAUUUGCGGAUAUGCAUUUGACGGGUGGUAGCCAGGUAUCUUCGUUUAAACCUCAGGUCAAAAUCAAGCCAACGAUCCUACGAAAGCCAGUUUUACCUUUUCCGCAUCCUCACAUGAGUCCAGAACUCGCGAGGAAGAUUGAAAAACAAGCUCAGAGUGCCGAACAAGCUAAUUGAAGAUAUACGCAAGUAAUAAUAAUAAUAAUAUGAUAUAUGAUACGAUAUAAUAUAUAAUAUAUGAUAUAAU